GAGUCGCUGCGGAGUGGGGCUGAGUUGAGCGGCUGCAGGGACGCUGUGCCCGGCUAUGGACGGGCGGGUGGUGCUGAUCCAUGCGCUGCUGACGGCAGUGUGCUCGGCGGCAGUAGGCAAGUUCGGCCGCGACGGUCCGCAUGGCGAGGCGCUACACAACGAGGUGCUACUGCACGAGGGUGGCGGCGUGGCGUCGGUCUCGGCCACGGCCCCGCUGCUGGGGGGCAUCGUGGAGAAGGAGGGCGGUGGAGCGGCCUCGGGGGACGCGCUGAGCGAACUUCCGAGAGUUGCCUUCUUGUCAAAGCCUCAAGGCCCAGUUACUCCCAAGAAGAAGGGGAAUGGGAAUAAAAGAAGAAAAGGAAAAGGCCUGGGGAAGAAGAGAGACCCGUGCCUGCGGAAGUACAAGGAUUUCUGCAUUCAUGGUGAAUGCAAAUAUAUCAGAGAGCUGGGUGCUCCAUCCUGCAUAUGCCAGCCAGGAUAUCAUGGAGAGAGAUGCCAUGGCCUCUUGCUGCCUGUAGAGCAUCCCCCGAGCACGUAUGACCACACCACAGCGCUUGCUGUUGUCGCAGUGGUCCUGUCCUCUCUGUGCCUUGUCAUCAUCACAGCCUUGCUGAUGUUCAGGUGUCACAAGAGAGGUGUCUACGAUGUAGAAAAUGAAGAAAAAAUAAAGCUGGGCAUCACUGUGAAUCACUGAGGAUGCCAGGUGCUGGCAAGGGCUCGGCACUGACGCAGUUCUACCUCCUGGAAGAUGCGAGUCACGGAGCCAGCACUGUCCUGGGACCCUGCAGCACAGCAGGACAGGGCCGCUUUGGGGCUUGUCAGGCAGCGGUGAUGCUGUAGGGAACUUUGGCAGCCUCCAGGAGGAGGAGGCUGGGAGCAAUGCUCUCAAGCAGACUCUGAGCUGAGCCAGCCGCGUGGGGCUCUCCAGCAGCUUGGGGCUGCCUGCUGCAGUGCAUGCAGGGGAACAAACUGUGAAAGGCUCGGAGAGCAGGCUCGAGGCUUCCGUAGGUGCAGGAGGGGUGGGAGGGUAACAGCUAUUUAACAAGAGAAUGUUACUUUUAAAUUAAAUAUUUAUUUUAGAUAAAUUGUACAUAGUAUUUAUAUUUAUUGGAGGUCUGCCUCUGCACUCUUUGUGUAGGUCAAGAUGACCCUUGCGUGGGUCAGGCCUCUUUUAUUUUUUAAGGGCAAUGUAAUAUUCUAAUAAAUAACUUUGUAACAAA
Gallus gallus (chicken) is the source of this 1220-nucleotide messenger RNA. It is a transcript of the gene HBEGF, whose product is annotated as heparin binding EGF like growth factor. Gene Ontology annotation, molecular function: heparin binding. The coding region runs from base 56 to 694 and encodes 212 amino acids. Gene Ontology annotation, biological process: positive regulation of mitotic nuclear division; positive regulation of cell population proliferation; epidermal growth factor receptor signaling pathway. The transcript has 6 exons. Lineage: Eukaryota; Metazoa; Chordata; Aves; Galliformes; Phasianidae. The record is from RefSeq and is marked provisional.